Messenger RNA from Sitodiplosis mosellana (orange wheat blossom midge), 6151 nucleotides. RefSeq names its product proteasome-associated protein ECM29 homolog. The coding region runs from base 282 to 5984 and encodes 1900 amino acids. The transcript has 15 exons. NCBI's taxonomy places the organism in Eukaryota, Metazoa, Arthropoda, Insecta, Diptera, Cecidomyiidae. Gene Ontology annotation, molecular function: molecular adaptor activity. Gene Ontology annotation, cellular component: cytoplasm; nucleus. Gene Ontology annotation, biological process: proteasome assembly. The record is from RefSeq and is a predicted model, not a curated record.
AAGUUCAAGCAGGGUUAUAUGUGGAGGUAUGACUUUGACAUUUCAUUCGUUUUCUUUUGUGUAUUUGUAUGUAUUUACAAUUGUAUAUCAUUUGUUUUGUGAUCGACACAAUUCAAAUUGCACACACAAGAGUGAGAAAAAAAAACACAACGAGAGGAAUAAAUCUAUGAAAACAGUGAACGAUAAAAGGCAUAAAGUAACCGAAACUCAAACGAAACUCAAACGAAACGACUGAAAUUUUGUUAGUUUAAAAUAACGACUACAAUAAUAGUGCAGUAACAAUGUCGACGGAGUCAGAAAUCGAAUUGCUGGAGCGGGUGCUGUUUCGUCUGGGAACGACUGAAACGGAUGAACAACUUGAAAUUGCGGUCAAUAAAUUUCUAACGCCGGUUUUGCUCAAAAUCACAUCGCCAAAUGAGUCGGUGCGAUGCAAGGUGAUGGAAGUUUUGACGCACGUCAAUAAACGAUUGAAGUCUCGGCCAUUGGUGCAGCUACCUGUUGAAGCCUUGCUGCAGCAAUAUCAAACCACCGAUUCGCAGUUUUUGCACAAUUUUUCGAUAAUUUAUAUAACGAUGGGAUUUCCGCGGCUUAGCCAAGAUGAACAAGUUAAACUGGCACCGUUUGUAUUGAACUGUUUGGAGGGAAAGCCCGAAAAUCAUCAGGAUAAGUUAUUGAUGUUAGUUUUACCAUUGCUCGAGUCAAUUGAAAUACCGAAAGAUCCGGAAAAACGAAGCUCACUGCUUGGCCUUGGCGAUAAACCAUCAACUAAAAAGCAAUUUCUAGCAAUGUUACAAGAUGUACUCCUACUGCCGUACGGUGUCACUUCGGAUGGCGAGGUGCCGGCCGGCAUGAGCUCAUAUGCUUUCAAACGUGUCAUCGCCAAUGGGUGGAAAGCCGAAGAAUUGGAGAAUCUGAAGAAGGGCAUCUGUCGAUUUUUGUGCAGUGGCGUCUUUUGCGAUCAAGACAUUCUCACGCUAUUGGUUUUGGCUUCGGCUGAUACACGAUUCAGCGUUGCAACGCCAGCCAUUGCCGAACUUAGUAAAAUAAAUUCGUCGGUCGAUUGGUCCGAUGCCGAAAAAACUGCACCAUUGUACACAUUGUUUUUGGGCAAUGGUUUGAAGAAUGCCGAACGCAAAACGUCUGCGUGCAGUGCACGUGUGCGUCAGAAGCUAUUGCAGUAUUUGUUGAAGAGCCGAGGCAAGGGUAUCAACACGGUUCGUGGCAUUCAAGUCAUUUUCGAAGCACUUUUUGGAGAGAAUAACAACCAAAAAUGCAAAGUGCUUGCACUGCAAUUCGCGAAGAACUUGAUCAGAGAUGGUCCAAAGGACUUGAUCGACAAAAUCUCCAAGGUAAUUUUAUCCGGUGUUUCAAAAUUAAUCGGAGUUGAAUCAACUGAACCGGCCGAUAUUCAAAAUGCUGCGUAUUGUGCCAUGGCUCAAUUGGCACGAAAAUGCCCCGACAUUGUCAAUAAGGAUUUGCAAUUGACCGUUGCCUACUUUAAUCACUUGACUCAAGCGCCAACUGAGUUGCACGAUUCCAUACGAGAGGCUUUGAUUGCCGUUGCACCGGCUUUUAAAUGGAAUAGUAACGCAGAUGAUGCAUCCAAAUGUACAUCGAGUGCCAGGGAUUUUAUGCCAAACUCAAAUCAAAAACUGCUCUUGGCCAUGCUGAGCGAACACGCUGAAUCGAAAUCGAUCAUCGUACAAAAUGUCACCUGCACAUUCUUAACAACAUGCUUUCCAGAACAUUUCGUGCCCGCACGAUAUUUGCUGCUUUUGAUCGCUGGCGAAAGGUCAUCGUUACGCGAAACAAUCACGCAGCAUUUGUACGGUGUAUCAAAGAAGGAUCACAUCAACUAUUUGUACAUAUCAACGAUUGAUGGUGUAUCGCGUAAAGAGAAUGAGUCGCUCGAAGUGAAUCAACUGUCAACCGAACAACGGCGCGUAGUCCUACCAUCAUUCAAGGAAUUGAUCAAUUAUGUCUACGAAAUGAACCAGAAGCGAUUGAGCAAUUCAUCAACACAACGUCAUGUUUACGGCCGAGCCACGCUCACUUAUUCUUAUGAAGUGUAUACAGAGAUUUUGGACUACUUACGAUUAUGUUUAUGGUAUUCAGCUGGCGUUCGAUCGAAUCCAAACAGCUCCAAAUUCGUAGCCAAGUUGAAUGCAUACAUUCAAAAAAACUAUGAAGCCAACGAAGAGAAUUUCCUUCAAAAGUAUUUGGUGUUGGUGAAACAGAUUUUGGUGGCGAAACGUGGAAAUGUCGAAUUGAUUUGCAUCUACGAUUUAUUAAAUGCCGAAUUGCAAACGAUGACCCAGCAAUGCUCCGAUUUGCAGGAGAGUUUUGCAUUAGCAUUGAAGGAUGUAUCGGAAUAUACUCGAAUUUUGGUGGCACAAAGCAUUGGAAUUCUGUGGGCCAUUGGAAGCUCAUUCGAUGAGUUUAAUGCAUACAUCAAAGAAGUCUUGAAUUCAUUAUCGCAACGUCAAAUUGAGCAUCGCCAUGGCAGUUUGUUGGCUCUAUCGCACGCUUUACAUCGUAAGAUUGAUUCAUGGCAAAAGUCGGGAACGCUCGAUGAGAAGGUGACAUCCAAUUGGGCGGAAUUGAAACAAGUCGUAAUUUUGUUAAUCGAUCAUUUGGCGGAUCAGCAGCCAUUGCUGGUGUCGGCUGCUAUCAAUGGUAUUUCCUUAAUUGGUUCGGUUAUCAAAUUACCAUUGCCCGAUCAAUCCGGCGACGCAGCUGCCGGCUCGUCGACAUCAUCCACUUCAACUUAUAAUGCUGACGAGCAAAUGGAUGUGGACGGCGAUGCAAAUGAGUAUAGCAAAGCAUUUGUGGCACAAAAAAUUCUAUUUUUAUUGAAGAGUGCUCAUUCACGGCCAAAGAUUCGAGAAGAAGCUGCACAUUGUAUUGGCCAUUUGGCCAUCGGUGACGGUGCCUACUUCACACAAGGAAAUCUGAACGCGUUCACCAAAAUGAUUAAAUUGACCAAGGAUGCAGCAUUGAAUAUAGCCAUCGCACAAAGUAUCGUGUUAACGGUGUUGGGUCAUGAAAUUCAUGAAGGCGAGGAAAUCAGUGAUGGUAAACCGAAUCCAUACUGCGAUGACAAGUGCUUCAACGAAUUUUUAAGCAGCAUCAUACAAAUGGUGGCCGAUCCAAAUCCAGCGUCUCGACACUCUACCGGCAUUUGGCUAUUGGCUCUCAUCAAGAACUGUUCAAAACGACCAUCGAUCUAUAAACGCAAGGACAUCCUUCAAUAUGCUUUCACCGAGCUAUUAUCUGACGAUAGUGAAUUUGUACAAGAUGUUGCAUCACGAGGACUUGGCUUAGUUUAUGAACUGUCCGAAGCGCAGAAUCAAGGUGAUUUGGCCAAUUCAUUGUUGAAUCAAUUACUGGGCGGAAAACGACAAGUCACACAAGUCACGGAAGAUACAAAACUGUUUGAAGAAGGAGUUUUGGGCAAAACGCCAACUGGUGGCAACAUAACAACGUACAAAGAACUCUGUAGUCUUGCGUCCGAUCUCAAUAAGCCGGAAAUGAUUUAUCAAUUCAUGCAGUUGGCCAAUCACAAUGCGGCAUGGAAUAGUAAGCUUGGUGCGGCAUUUGGUUUGAAAUCGAUUUCAAAAGGAGCCAAAGAUCAAAUGAAGCCAUUCUUGGAAAAGAUCGUGCCGCGUCUCUAUCGCUAUAAAUAUGAUCCGACGCCAAAAAUUCAGCACUCAAUGAUUUCGAUCUGGGAUUCGAUUGUAAGCGAUUCAAAGGAAACGGUGGAAACAUACUACUGGGCCAUUUUUGAUGAGUUGGUCACGAAUCUAACUGAUGUUGAAUGGCGUGUUCGAAUUGCAUGUUGUUUGGCUGUCCGUGACUUGAUCAAACGUUCGAAUGGCCUAAAAUUGAGAUACCAUGAUCGUGUUAUAUCAUCGGUGAAAGCGGGAGGUAGUGAAACGGAUAAUGCAAAAAUGGAUGUUGAUGAUGCCGAAAACUCAAAUCAUUCAUUGCAACUUGGCAACGAUGAAAUUCAAUGCAGCGAACCAGAUCUGCACAAACUCUGGACACAAUUAUUCCGUGUGAUGGACGAUGUGCACGAAGGCACCCGAUUAGCCGCCGAAGGCACAGCUAAGCAAUUGAGCAAAAUUUGCAUCGUUGCCGCAUCAACCAAUAACGGAAAAGCGGGUGAAAUCGUUGCGGCCACAGUGAUGCCAGUUCUUUUGAAUGUGGGAAUAACGCACACUGUGGCUGAAAUUCGUUCAUUGUCGAUGAAAACAUUGUCAGAAUUGAUAGACUCCUCUGGAUCGUUGCUAACGCCUCAUUUGCAGAUUUUAGUUCCAUGCUUGUUGAAAGCCACCGGUGAAUUGGAAGUACCGAAAUUGUCGUACAUGUCAAACCAAUUGGGUGGAAAUGCAGACGCACAAGAAAUGGUCGAUUCGGCUCGGGCUGAAGUGGCCAAACAGCAUCAUUCGACCGAAACACUUACCAAAUGCAUUCGAUACAUCAAUUACGAGUCAUUGGAAAAGAUGACACCGAAUAUCGUUGAACUGAUGAAAAUCGCCGUCAAUUUGGGCACGAAAAUUGCAUGCGCACAUUUUGUUUGCUUGGUUACCAUUCGAUUCCAAAAAGAAAUGCAACCGUUGGUCGGGAAGUACUUGAGUGCAUGUUUCAGUGGUCUAAAAGAUCGCAAUAAUAUCGUGCGCAAGUACUAUGCAUCGGCAAUGGGUCAUUUGAUCGGAAUUGCAAAGGAACAAUCUGUGAUCCGUUUAUUCACCAAAUUGACCGAAUUUUACUUUGAAAACCAAUCAAACAAGGGGAUUCCGCAGACAAUUUCAAGCGUAAACAAGCGUCAUCAAGAAAUGCUUAAGGAUUAUUCGGCUCACAUUUUGCCGUUAAUAUUCUUUGCGAUGCACGAGCAAGUGAACGAUGACAAUCGAACUAUAAUUGAAUCAUGGAAGGAGCUGUGGAUUGAUGUAAGUCCAGGUGAUGCUGGUAUUCGAAUGAAUCUUGAAUCGAUAAUGCCAAUGUUGGAGAAAUCUCUAGAAGAUUCAUCGUGGAGUAUCAAGGCACAAGGUGCGAAUGCAAUUAACACGAUUGCCACUCGCUUGGGUAAAAAUUUAGAUCAUGCCGAACGAAAUCGACUGAUAAACGCUUUGCUGCAAGCAGUCAGUGGUCGAACAUUUCAAGGAAAAGAGCGUUUGCUUGAAGCGUUGGCCAGCCUUUGUGAUGGUUUAAAGAAGGAUGAUUCACAAAUUCAUCAGCAAAUUAUUGAUGCCGUCAUGAAAGAGUGUAACAAAGAAGAGCCCAUCUAUCGAACGCAUGCACUCAAAGCCAUCGGUGAUGUAUUGGAGCAUUUGCAAGAGGAUCGAUUCGAGGAUUUAUACAACAUGAUUUGGUAUUUAAUUGAUAAAAAGGACUUGGCUUCAGUUACCGGUGAUGAUGAAGAAAAGAAUUUAUCGUCCGAUGAGCGAAACAAACGCGCAAUGAUUUUCAUCAAUUUGAAAGAAACCGUUUGCGAAACUCUCGGCAAAGCAUGGCCCGCCCAUUCGCUGGAAACGCAACAAAAGUACCAGCUGAUGUUUGUUGAACGAUGUGUUCAGUGCUUACAGAAUAACACACGGCCAGUUCAAUUGGCAUUGCUCGUUGCACUCGGAAAAUUCGUUGAACGAUUGAAGAUUCUGGAAACUUCAAAUAAAGCCAGCGUUGAGAGUGCACCAGAUAAGAAAUUCAAAAUCGAUGAGAAUGAAGGAAUUCUGGAUAAAAUCUGCAAAGAUAUUCUGUCUGCGGUGGUUUCGGUAUCAGGCAUUCCACACACUGGCUUGAAGAAAGAGGCGCUCAAUAUACUACUAACCCUUUCAAAUCGGCUGAUUGAAAAGCAGUCUGCACACGAAUUGGCUAUGUUGAAACGAACGUUUGACGAAAUUCUGGUGAAACUUCAACGUGACAACGCGCCUGAAAUUAAGAUUCGACUGAAGGAUAUCGAAGAUAAACUAAAGAAUGUCUAAAUUUAAACGAUUUUUUCGAUCCGCACGUGGACUGAAGUGAGAGUAAGACCAGACAGUGGGAUAUUCAUAUACUAAAAAAAUUUUGUAAAUCUCUCGCAAUUUGUAAUGAUUUCUUUUGUCAUUUGUAACAAUAAAAAUCAUAACAUGAAACUUAAUUUUAAUAAAAA